UGCAACAACAACAAUAAUGGUGGAUGGUGGGUGUCGGAAUUAAUGAAUCAAAGUGUGGACUGUGAGCGGAAUGUGUACACUGAAUCAUCGCCGGAUUUGAGCCGUGAGGGACUGAAAGAUUAAAGUGUGGCCAUGGGGCUGAAGAGGGGCAGCGCAGGCAAUUCUGGCCUGCGUGCAGAGCUCCUCCAGUUGGCUUCACGGCUUCGUCGGGAACAUCUGUUUGUGAACUCGGAAAAGCGAGAGCUUCAGCGGUUGAACGAGCAUGUGCAGCGCUCUGUUGAACGCCUACAGCAUCUCUCAUGGAUCUCGCGGCAGCAGCGCAACGCAUUGGAAGCCCUCGUCCUCGGUCGUGAUGGCAGCCCUGCCUCAUGCUGCCAGCGCCUGAAUGCCCUCGAGGAUGCAUGCUUUGUGGAUUCGUACCGCAUGUUGGGCAUGAAUGACAACGCAUAUGCAACAUUGCUUCGUGGCUUGCGUCAAGAUCCCUGUCUGGUGGCUGUGUGCCUUGUGCGUGGCCCUACAAGUCAGCUCCAGGCGGUCGUAGAUAUUUUAGUAUCAUGUGUGUACGGCUGCGGGACCCUCUCGGAAGACCAGACACUGAUGCUGCAACUCUUGCGCGAGUUGAUGGUGCUGCAGCUGGAAGGCUGCGAGAAUGUGCGGCGUCUUCUGCAGCAUGGCUCUUGUGCCUUCAGUCGCUUCUACAAAGCCUUCACUGAGGGUCUUCCUGGUGCACAGCUGUUCCUGACUUCAGCCCUGCACACAGCACUGAUACAGGUGCUAGUGGAUGAUGACCUGUACUUGGACAUUGAUCCAAGCAAAGCUGUUGUGCGAUUCCCGGCUGACGAGAGGCUUCGUCACUUUGGUGCCAAGGAUUCUCCCGACUAUGCACGCCGUUUAGGGGCCUAUCGAGCUUGGACAAUUGAUCGGCUGGCCCGGCUUGCUCAGGGCUUUGUGGAUGGCCUGCGUAGCUCAUGGCCGUGGCUCCCAGCACCGUUGGCAUGGCUGGUGCGCCGUUUGCAUGCGACACUUACGCAUAAUGGAGCUAGUGAGGACCCUCGUGCUGGAGUGGUUUGUGCCGACCUUGUCUUCGCCUUUUUCAUCUGCCCUGCUGUGGUCAGUCCCGAGCUGCACGGCCUUGUUGACAUACACAUAACACCAAUUGCACGAUUCAACCUCAUGCAGGUAGCCCAAAUCAUCCAAGUGCUGGCAUUGGCGCGCUGGGAGCGUCCAGAUCCGCGCUUGUCGGACCUUUAUGACCGUUUCCCAAGGGAGUGUAUCUCAUCCUUGUUGGACUCCCUGCUUUUGGGGGAUGGGGUUGUCGGAAACCAGGGUUCCCAGGCAGUUGCCUCUGUGCCUACCACAGCUCCUCAGCUGGAAGAACUGGCACGUGCAGCAUUCCUUGCAUCAGAGGCACAACUAGCCACACUGGUGUCAUUUUUACGAAAUGUAACAUGGCCACUGUGUGAGAGCAAUCAUCAGAAAACCCUUAACUCUCUACUUGAGCCGCUACCAUUGUCUACGGAUUCAUCCAAACAGACAGCAGCAAAAGCUACAGCACCUAAAAAGAGUGCAGAUGUUGAAGAUGAUUCAGCGGCCUCCGACUCUUUGCCUGAAGAGGUCCUUGUGAUACCGAUGCCAGACUUUACACCUGAGUGUCCUGGCAUGCUUAGCGAAGAAAAGGUCUUGAGCAUGGAACAGCAGAAAAGGCAGACACGUGUGCGAAUGAAUGUGGAACGAGCAGUAGCUGAUGCUUGUGAUGGUGCUGCUGUUGAGACAAUUGAAAAGCGGACCAGGUUUUCACUUUCCCAGGAUCAAGAGUCAAUAGGUACAAGUGACAAUCUUGAAGCAGUCUCGGAAGCGGCAUCUAAUCACUCUGUUGCAUCAUCUCUUGAAUUAGAAAAUGAAAACGACAACUAUUCUGAUAUGGUUUCUGCAAAUGUGAGCGGACAUGGAACUCCAAAUGUCAGUGGCAGGGACACACCUUCAUCUCAAGUAGAAGAAGAAGAGCCAAUGGAGCGACCUCCAACAAAUCAAAACCAAGCUGACAUAGAAGACAAGUUUGGCAAAUUUGAAAUUAGCCCAGCUGCUCCUGUGCAAGGGGAUGAGACGAAGUCGAUUGUGAGUGACACAUGGAGCACUGAUGUACUGGCGAGUGAUUCAGAGAUGCUGGACCAAGUGAACCUGGUCGCACAAAUGCAGCUCCUGGAGACACACUUUCAGUCAACCCACGAGACUUGUGGUGACACAGGUAGUGACGCCUGGAGCACUGAAGUGGCUGCCUCAGACAAUGAGCGCCUUCAAGAAGUUGACACUGAUGACACUGGCAGUGUGGCACGCUCUGAUGAUACCAGGUCUGAAAUAUCUGCUGGUGGAGAUGAAGAAAUUGCACCAGCACCUCUCGCUGAUCGCCAUGCAAUGCGCCAUCGCCAUCAUCACCAUCACCGACACCACCGGCGCAGUAACCUGAGACCGCCACCGCAGUCCCCCAAACAGCCUCUGAUCCCACAGCAACUUGGAGUGUCUGCAGGAUCCUGUGGUGAUGGCCCUCUGGUGACAGCGCAGGCAUCAGUAUCACCUCGGGCAUCAGCACCACUUGUGGACUCUAUCCUGGAAUCUCCUCAGGCUUCCGCACCACCAGUGGAGCAAGCAUCACCAAUUUUGGAUGGUAGCUUCUCCCCGCCACAAAGCAACUCUUCAACAAGCAUCGGCCUUGCACCCUGCGAACUGCGCUUUUUUGACCCACUGGCUGUACAAGUAGAGCUGCGACAUCCAGAAAAAGUUCAGGUGCAGGACACGGCAGCGGCUGCCUUGGUCAGUCUUGAUGGAGCUGAAGAGGAUGUGACACCUACUGGCACACAGGCCACACCUUCACCGUCGGGUAGUGUAAUGGCAGAAGACUCCACUCUUCAGACCGCUGUCUCCAAAGGAGGUGGGGCAUCUCCAACUCCGCCUUCUGAAGGCAUGCAGAGCCUGGGCCGCCUUAGCUUGGCUGUUAAGGAGCUGCCCGAGGAAGAAGCUCUCCUGUUGCUCCAAAGUGAGGAAGAAGCUGUGAAGGCCGCCACAGAAGACGAGCGUGGUGCAGGCGACAAGAGGACUAAGAAUUUCUUCAAGGCAAAGCUAUCCCAGUUCAGAUUCAGCUUCAAGCCAAAGCAACGAAAGUCUAAUGAAGUAACACAAAAUGGAUCAGAUGCACCACGAUCUGCUGCUGUCCCUGACUUGGGUCCAAAUGCAGCUGACAUUCUGGAAAAGUAUAGAGGUGCAGGCCCAGUGGGGGCCAUUGGUGGCACAGUUGAGGCCACAAGCAGCAAUGGGGCUUCCCCCAGCACGCCCUUAGAGCCCUUGCAGCCACAGCCACUACCAUCAUCGCAGGGAGGAAGUGAAGAGGGCCUGCUCGAAGACGCUCAGAAGAAGCUGCGCUUGGUGCUGGCAUUAGCUGAUCUUCCACAGGGAGGCCCACAGGAGCCUGCAGCACUGCUUCAGGGCUUGCUGGCUCAAGCUACACUACUGCAAAACAAAACACUAGCCUCACACGUUCAUGAGGCCCUUCGUUGCUUGCGCCUCUUGGACGAGUUACAGUGUCUACGAGUGCUCAGGGCUCUCGAAGAUGAGCACCGGCGCCGAGCUCCCUACAUAGCAUACCUGGUGCGCUGCCGCCAAGGGUUGCUGGCACUGCACGCACAGCUGGAGACACGACUGCGCCGCACUCAGCGUGACCGUGAUGUCUGCCAAACACACCUUGCUACACUGUGUGUUCGGCACUUUCUUGAUCCUCGUGAACAGCGUCUCCAGGCCUUUUCACGCUCUUUCCAAGGACUUACUGCAGCUGAUGAAAAGGCCCAAUUGGUUGAGCAGUUUUUGCAAUAUCUAUUUCAACAAAUGGAAGUAGACCCAACAUGGCAAAUGGCCAGUGACAUACAGAUCAACCUUGCUCAGCACACAAUAGAAAGAGCUAUCAUGAGUCAAAUAUAUGUUCAUGCAUUGUACCCAAAUGGAGAUGGAGAUGUUCUCAGAGAUCAGUUGUUGCACCAGCACAUACAAAAGCUGUCAUGUGUUGUUACUGUGGAUCACCGAGACCUGCGGAUCCCACAGGCCUAUCAUGCUGAGAGCCCCUGGCCAAGUGCUCAGGCUCAGCUAGGGGCCCUGGCAGCCCACAAAAGCCCGCACGACAAAGUAGCUUGUGUGGCUGCUUGUUGUGCCUCGCUUGCAAGUCUACUGUCAGCUGCUGCAGGUGCCCCAGCAGCAGCCGACGACCUUGUGCCUGUGCUUGUCUUCGUGAUCAUUCGUGCAAAUCCACCCCACCUGCUUUCUACCAUCCAGUUUGUGGAAACCUUUCAAAGUGCCACUCGGUGCUGCCAAGGGGAGGCUGCAUACUGGUGGACUCAGUUUUGUGCUGCUAUUGCAUUCAUCAAGACUAUGAAGUAACUACUGAAGCCCACACUCGUACUGCUGGAUUGGACUUUUUUGGUACACCUACUUUGGUGAUUGAAAAAGAUAGAAAAAAAAAAGAAAGGCCAACCUGUGCUCCACAGCUCCUCCAUCAUUCUUUUCCCUUUAUGGUACUGGGAGCUUGGAGCAUACAAUAUAAUAUUUUCACUGGCAAGACAAUUUAUUUAGUGCAAAGCUCAAGAAGGACUUUAAUAUGCCACCAUCUACAGUGGCAGAUAACAGUCUUGUAUGUUAGAAGUUUUGUUAUAAACAUGUGGCUGCCUUGUUUGUAAGAGAAAGUGAUAAGACCACUGAUUAAAGGGUGUUUAUUUGCAGUUGGUGCAACAUUCUGUAGCUGUAGCUUUGUCAUGUUUGUAGCUGUGUGUGAAAGUGUUUUACUUUUGCAACCUAGUUUAAGCAGCUCAAUUAUAAUGUUACCUGACAAAAAGAAGUAAGGUCUACAACAUAAGUUGCACUGUCGCCAUAAAAUCAGCUACAUUGCCUUGCUAGUGUGUCUUUUCGAAGUGCCAAGCACAUCAAGUAAAUUUGGCUUUGCUUGAUAGAUCUUCAUCACAGUGAUGCAAUGCUAUAGUUUUCACAUGUUCAGAAAUAACUCACUAGGGACUGUCUUACCUAAAUUUAGUCAUAUGAUAUAAAUGAGGCUGGCAUUCAGUCUUUGAAAAAAAAAAAGUAGGCCCAUUGAUUAGUUAUAGGUGGCUGGCAGAGUUACUACUGUUCAGGAAUUAUUUGAUACUCCCUUGCACUUGUGUGCAAUUUCACACCAAAGACUAUCGGAAUCACAAUAAGUGAUACUAUUACUGAAGCAACAGGACAUAUUUUUUAAUUGCUCCUUGGUCAGCUCAAGACCUUUGUACAGUUGAAAUAGAUAUAUUGCAGGCCAAGUACAGUAGUGUAUUAUAACAUACACAAUGCUAUCUGGUAGUUUGCAGACUAGGUGGCAGGGGCUUGCUUAUCGUUUUCCUUUGUGAGUUGGUUGUGGUUAGAAAGGAUUGAUUUGUGACAACUUUGGUGCUGUAUACUACAUAUUAAGUUUAACCGUGUACAUUAUGCAUCUUAAUGACAUUGGUUUUGUGCUUCCAAACUGUGAAAAAAAUCUGCAAGUCAGUUGAUGUCUGCAUUUAUGUAGCUGAAUGAGCUGGAGCAAAAAGUCAAUUUUUCAUUACACCAAGUGACAGUUUCAAUUUCAUGUAUUUACUGAUCGUCCCUACUUACCCCGUGGUUUAUGAGCGUUCAUCUGGAAAAGUGUCAUUAUGUGAACUCUACCCCUCGGGCAAGAUGGUUGUGCCAUGUCAUGUCAGAAGAUAACAUAUUAUUGUAAAUGACAAAGGUUUCUACAUGCAGGCUUGUUCAGCCUGCAAAAUGUACGGGAUUGCCAUUAUUAUAGUGACACACUUUUACAGCAUUGCAAACUAAAGCAGAUUGUGUUAUCUAACAUUCUAUGUUUCCCUCAAAACAGGGCUUGGAGCAUUUCAGCAGCGAGUAUUCUUCUAUGGAGUAAAUUUGGCAUAUUGCAGGUAAUUGGUGCAUGUUUAAGAACUAAAAUGUUUACAAUCUAAGGUAACCUUUAUUUGCUCAUUUUAGAUAACCAAGUGUGGAACAACACAGCUUUUUUAUUUAACCCUGCAGGAAUGGUAAAAUUCCAGGAUGCAAUGCCUCAUUACUUGUCUGGCAGCAAUAAGCGACAGUGAUAUGUUUUGUUACUCCUCUUUAAGUGACUAGGGCAUAUGCUGGUUAGAUCUGAAUAAUUUUUAUUUAGGCUAUAGAUCUAUCUGAAUUGUUGAAGCACCCAGCUUGAGCUACUGGUAGUACUACUUUUCAUUUGCGAAAACGCUGAUAGAAAAGUAAUGGGUUAUGUAUUUGAAGCUGUGCCCGAACUACACUUUGUCUCGACAGCAUGGAAGUUAUGUGCAUGUUUGUGUUCAUAGUGCAUUAAAACGAGAAAAGCCAGCAGUCA
Molecule: messenger RNA, 6397 nt
Organism: Rhipicephalus microplus (southern cattle tick)
Lineage: Eukaryota; Metazoa; Arthropoda; Arachnida; Ixodida; Ixodidae
Gene: Gapvd1
Product: GTPase activating protein and VPS9 domains 1
Biological process (GO): vesicle-mediated transport; regulation of GTPase activity
Cellular component (GO): cytosol; endocytic vesicle
Molecular function (GO): small GTPase binding; guanyl-nucleotide exchange factor activity
Source: RefSeq, a predicted model, not a curated record